This is a messenger RNA of Penicillium coprophilum, 414 nucleotides long. RefSeq lists its product as uncharacterized. The transcript has a single exon. NCBI's taxonomy places the organism in Eukaryota, Fungi, Ascomycota, Eurotiomycetes, Eurotiales, Aspergillaceae. The record is from RefSeq and is a predicted model, not a curated record. The coding region runs from base 1 to 414 and encodes 137 amino acids.
AUGCAGUUCUCUCAGCUUCUCCUCGCCGCUGGCCUCUUUGCCCCCUCUAUCUUUGCUGCCCCUAUUGCCAGCUCCGAUUGGACCAUACGAGAGAUGAAGCGCGUCUGCAACGACGAAAACACCUCAUGCACCUGGACAUUUGGCAUCGACUCUGGUUCAGAGACUACCGAUUGUACCUACGUCGUGGAGGCCGACGAUGCCUCUCACGCCAACGGAGGCCCUAGUAAAUGUGAAGAAUACUCCAUCAGCUCGGGUUGGAGCGGCCAGUUCGACCCUACCAACGGCUUCACUACCUUGUCUGUUGUCAACGACGAGCUCCGGCAGCAGAUCUGGGCUGGCUACACCGACUCGCAGCUUGCCGAUGGAGAGGUCGUCAAGCCCGACCAGAGCUACCCUCCCACUGCUCUUCUCUGA